Messenger RNA from Maudiozyma barnettii, 2139 nucleotides. RefSeq lists its product as uncharacterized. Gene Ontology annotation, molecular function: high-affinity secondary active nitrite transmembrane transporter activity. Gene Ontology annotation, biological process: transmembrane transport; nitrite transport. Bases 1 to 2139 code for a protein of 712 amino acids. The record is from RefSeq and is a predicted model, not a curated record. The transcript has a single exon. Gene Ontology annotation, cellular component: membrane. Lineage: Eukaryota; Fungi; Ascomycota; Saccharomycetes; Saccharomycetales; Saccharomycetaceae.
AUGGUGGAUGAUUCAAAUUAUAUCACUCCUCAUGAAGCUGCGUUAGCUGUUGUGGCCACAUGCAUGAAAAAGGCAAGACUACAAUUAGAUACUUUAAUAAUAAAUUCAAUCUUAGGUGGGUUACUAUUUAGUUCUGGUUCUGUACUUUAUGUGGCGGCACAUUCUGAAAAUUUGGAUAUAUUAGAUAAAAAUCCAGGUUUAUUAAACUUCUUAGGUGGGUUGACUUAUUCCGUUGGUUUAUUUUAUGUGGUUAUGCUAGGUGCAGAAUUAUAUAAUUCAAAUAUCCUCUUCUUUUCUGUCGGUGUCCUAAGAGGAGCCGCAUCAAUAUACGAUUUAUUAAUCUCAUGGUUUAUCAGUUGGUUAGGUAACAUUGCAGGCUCUUUAUUCGUAUCAUAUUUAUUCAUCCAUGUCUCAGGGAUAAGCGAGCAUGAAGAUUGGUCAUACGGUGCACAAUACGUAACAGAAGAUAAAGCAGCAUACUCCUUCAUGCAAACGUUUUUAAAGAGUAUAGCAGGGAAUUUCUUCGUGUGUUUAGCAAUAUAUUUACAAUUAAUGGCAAAACCAAUCCAUGUGAAAUUCUUAAUGAUCCUUUUACCUGUAUUCACCUUUGUUUCUUCAAGUUAUACUCACGUUGUAGCUGACAUGACCACCUUUUUCAUCGGAAUGCUAUGUGGUGCAAACGUCUCCGUUGGCAGAUACAUAUGGAGAGUAUUAAUUCCUGCAUCCCUAGGGACAAUGGUGGGCGGAUCUGCAUUUGGCUUAGUCGUGCCAUUCUAUCUACAUUUGAUCGUAGUGGAAAGGGACAGAGCAAAAUUGUCAUUACCAGAGUACGAAGCUAGAGAUGAACAACCUGAAUUGAAUAUGGACUCCAGAGUCGUACGGAUGCCAGUAAGACCCCAUGAUGCAACAAUUGUUACCGAUAGUGGCAGUGAUUCAGAUGAGCUGGAUGUCAUGGAUGAAAAGGAAAGCUUUCUGGGUCGUCGCAAUAGCCAUACUCAUACACACUCGAAGUAUGACGACCACACUCAACAACAACAGUAUCCUGGUCGGUUACCAUUAUCGGCAUCCCCAUCGGCAUCGGCGUCGGCAUCAAUGUCCAUCUUGGGCUCCGAUGCAAGUAGUACGACCACCACCAACACAAGCGACAUGUCGUUACGUACCACCAACAGCGACACAGUUAGUGUGGCUCCAAGGACGUAUGCACCCUCAGGGGUCUCUGGAACGAGUUCCAGAUGGAAUGCUGCCACGCUAGAGAGAGUGAACACUCUGAAAAGUAUAACGAGUCAACAGAGUCGGACUAGCAACAAGAACAAUGCCGUCCGGUCUCCUCCCGGGGUGUUCCCUGUCGCCGGGAUGGCUCCUCCCUUGGCAAAGGAGAGAACCAUCGAGAAUUCCAAUUAUCCGUUGGACUUGUUGCAACAGAUCAAGACCCAUUCCGUGGCGGACAAUGGGUUCAACAUGCAUGAAGACGAUUCCGAGUUGUUGAGACGUGUGAAGACGGCGGAAGUCGAGGAAGAGAACGCAUAUUUGGACAACAGGGACAACAAGUAUAGUGUUCCUAAGGAGAAGCUGGGUUCCAGAUUAGAGAAAGUCGUGACGAGAAUACGUACAGGGGUACGUAAAGUCGAUGGGGAUGAUGACGAUGACGAUGGGGAUGUGGGAACGUUGCCACGGACUGUACAGGAUACGUUCCCUCAUAAUAACGUGAGUCAACCAGACUUCUAUGGCCAGUCGAAUGAUAGUAGUAACAGCCAUAAUAAUAUUGGCAUUGCAAGGAAACAAAGUCGUGGUAGGCAAAGAAAGAGAAGAAGUCGCCCUUCGACUUCGUCGAUAGUAACACCAAUGGCGGACUCCAGACGGAGUGCAACUACUACCCAUAAUCUAUUCGGCACGUUAUCUUCGCAGAUGACUAGAAGUGGGGCCAAUGAAAGAAAUGUUAAUGAUUGGUAUAAGAAGAUGUCCCAAGCGGGUAUAACCACCCGUGCUGCAUUAGGUGCCCAAAACGUUGCGGGGGGCCCAUAUUUAAAUUCGAAUGAUAUUUCCAUGUUAAGGAAAUAUAAUAUCGAAAAGGAGGAUAGUAAGAAGAAGGACGAUGAUAGUAACAACAAAGAAGACAGUGAUAAUGAUACUUUGCAUUAA